UCAAACAGCUGUGCGCCUUCGCCCUCGUAACAUUUUGUUUCCACAAAAAUCGGGAUAUAAUGAAUAAAAUCACGCGUGCCUUCAUCAGCGUGCUGCGCCAGAGCAGCUCAUCCGGCGGCACUAACACCCUGCUAGGACGGCAGCUCUCCUACAGGAGCGACUUGUCCCUGGACAAGCUGUACCCGAGUGCGCGGCUACAAAUCUACACGCCGCCCCCGCCGCCUCCUGGGAGCGCCAACAAAUUCAACGGCUUCAUUCCCAUGGACAGACUGGAGAUCACCUACAGCCGCAGCUCGGGACCCGGAGGCCAGCACGUGAACACGGUGAACACCAAGGUGGAUGUGCGCUUCAAGGUGGCGCAGGCGGACUGGAUACCCGAGCAGACGCGCCAGAAGCUGCUCCAGGUGCUGGCCAAUCGGAUCACCAAGGAGGGCUAUUUCUACAUCAAGAGCGACCUCACUCGCUCCCAGCAAAUGAACCUUGCCGAUGCCCUGGAGAAGCUGCGCUCCCUCAUCCGCUCCCAGGAGACCUUGGCAGCUGCUCCACCCAGCGAGGAGACGCUAGAGAAGCUUCGCCGGCGCCAGGAGCGAGCGGCCCGCGAACGGCUCCAAGUGAAACGUGGUCGUGGCCAGAUCAAAGCGGAUCGUCAAGGACCCGGCGGAAUAGAAUUGUAGUUAUUAUUCGAAAUUGUUGCACACAGAUUCACAUUACACAUAUACACUUAA
Drosophila elegans is the source of this 725-nucleotide messenger RNA. RefSeq names its product peptidyl-tRNA hydrolase ICT1, mitochondrial. The record is from RefSeq and is a predicted model, not a curated record. Gene Ontology annotation, biological process: mitochondrial translational termination. The transcript is spliced from 2 exons. Gene Ontology annotation, molecular function: translation release factor activity. Gene Ontology annotation, cellular component: mitochondrial large ribosomal subunit. The coding region runs from base 60 to 674 and encodes 204 amino acids. NCBI's taxonomy places the organism in Eukaryota, Metazoa, Arthropoda, Insecta, Diptera, Drosophilidae.